UCAUUUUAUUUCUUCCCCCUCGCGAAAGGAUUUCCUUAGAUCGAAAAAUGUAUCGUCGGCCUAGAGUGUUUUAUUUGCAAUGUAGAUAAAAUCAACACAGAAAUUUAUCGAGUAUCCAGUCUGUUCCGAGCCAUUAAAUGCAUUAGAUUUUUUCCACGUGAAAGAGUUCGUACAGUGCAAACUGCGCACUAUUUUUCUCGUAAUAGUAUCGGGCGCAUGCUCUAUUCAUUUUUCGUUCUUCAAUGGACCGACUAGUCCGCGCGAAACCCUACGCAAACCUAAUUUAAGUAAAUGUGUAGUGCUUUUUACGACCCGGAAAAUUAGUUUGUAAUUUAUUCGGAUGCGUUCAAGUAACGUAUUAUUAUUUUAUAGUGUAUACGGUAUAACGGGUGUCUUACGAGCCGAGAAACUCGAUAAGCGGAAAGAUAGGUACGGCCCUGGUCGAGCUGCUCGACGUCGUCGACGCUGGACGGGUGGCGGCGUCGCAGGCGCUGCCGUCGCGACGCCCGGGACAUCGCAGCAGCCCGGCGGCUCUGGCAGGAUGUCGAUGGUUCGCGUGGCGCGCCCUUCGGGGGGUGUCCAACUGACACUCCGGUGGUUCGUUUCGGUGGCUCUCGACGAUUGAUCGCAGCGUCUCGUCCGUGAACUCUCAACGGAGAAUUAUUAUACGUUCCAUCGGCAAGGUCGCUCAACAAGUUCCGCGGCGGUGCGUGUCGGGAGAGCGGCCGCAAGAUUAAUUGAAAGAGGAAAACAUCCCCCGAUUCUCGCCAUGCAUUCGCGCGCGUUAGUGAAUGCACUCUGAGAAUCACGUGAAUCUCAGUGGCAGCGAGGAACUAUGCUGUGAGUGGGCCACGUUGCCGACUGCGUGUGUUUACCGUCGCGAGUGGGGUGGUUUCGUGCGGUGGCUGGAAACCGUUUCGCGGACGGCCACGGAACCGCGGAGGUUCCGGAUACCAGAGGUGAGCUGACGGCUCCGGUGCCGCGAUCGGAUGUCCGCCAGGGAGGGCAGGAGGGACUACGAGCCGCUGGAUGAAAGUGAAAACGAAUCGGCCCGCGACACGGGGGGAUGAGCCGAAGGAUACGCUGCGCGGAGAACGUCCGGCGGUGCAAACUUCAGACCCCGGCCACCCUCUUUAGAAUUCUACGACCGUGGAGCAAGAAGCUCGUAAAAGACAAAGGGGGUUGGUAGCGUCACAGGGGUGAAGAAGGCGAGGCGCGAGGGAGAGAUCGAAGAGGAAGGAAGGGCGACAGGAAGGUACGCGGAGGAGCGAGAAAGGAGAUAAGAAAGAUGGGAGAAAGCUCACCGGAUCUCAGCCUUCGGCUCCGCCGUGGCAGCUCCGACUCCAGGGAUUCCUUCUACAUGGACUUUGCUCAGGGCAUCGACUCGGACAUCGAGGAGGUGACGCGUCCGGGGGACAACAAUUCUGACCCGAUGAUGGGGAACCACCUCGAGGAGAACGGAAACGAGCUGCCGCCGCCGAUCGAGGACAUCACGACGAUUCCGGAGGAGGCGUCCGAAGAGCUUCGCGAAGAGGAGGAGGCCGCGGCUAUGGAGGCUGCCCUGCGAACACCCGAGGGCCCCAUAAUUAACACGGAAGCAGAGAAACCAACGCAGCAAACCCCGCCCCAGCUCUCCACGCUCGCCCCGCAAGACUGGCCAGGAUUGCCUACUGUGUUACCGUCACCGGCCUCACCGUCCGCGGUAAUCGUUUCGCCGGAAACGCUGUCUAGACACAGCAGCAGCUCACCCUCGCACACCCACCGGCCACCCCAGUUUGCCUUGGCUCUACCAUGUUCCUCGCAGCCGAUUUCCGCGGUGUGCUAUCCGGGCCCGACCUUCCUCGACGUUGGCGAGGACCGGAAGUGGAAGAAACUCGGAUGCCGCGUACGGACGAUGAUCCCAGCUGGUAUCGGUAAUGGUGGUGAGAUACUCGACGUCGAAGAAAGCACCCACAACAGCGACGCCCUGGCAACGACGUUUAGCGCUCUAUACGGAAAGCUGCUGGUCGUCAUGGGAAUCGCCUUUCCCAUGGCGGAAGUAAUAUCCACUUACAUACCGCCGUCGUUCUACGAGGGAUUCUACCUUUACCUCUACUUUGGCAGCAUGAUCUUCCUCGUCUACACGUAUACCACGCUGGUUCGCGGCACCAAGUCCAAGUCAAGAACGUCUGCCGCGUCUUGUUUUACGAAAGAGAAGCGAAAGGAUGUGUGCGACCUGGACUCGUCGCGAUCGUCGAGCGGCGCCGGCGGCGAUAGCGACGCGGUUGACGCCGCCUAUCCGCACGUGGCCGCCGUAAGACCGGCGCAGCACUACGGCAGCUUCUACCUACGAAUGGGCGCCGUGGCGUUCGGGAUCGGUUCGAUGAUUUACUCGGGCCUGGAGUUCGGUCAGUACUUUGAGCUGGAGCAAAACACCAAGUGCCACAAUAUCAUGAUGGCCCUGACGCCGGCCACCAGGAUGGCCUUUAUCUUCAUCCAGAUGUAUUUUAUAUUUCUAAACAACGAGCAAAUGAAAGUUUACCGUCAUCGGGUGAUCGCGCGUUUCGGGCUGAUGCACAUGAUUGGCACAAAUCUGUCGGUUUGGCUGAACGUUCUCGUCCAGGAAACGAAACACGAGAUACUGACGUUCUACAACCCGGAAAACAACUCUCUGAGAAUCUCCCACAGAUUAGGUCCGAAGGGUGGUCUGCAUCUCGGAGGACAGAGUCAUUAUCACCACGGAGAACACCUGAGGCUCCCGAGGGGCUUGAAAGGACCGCAUCACAUGUUCGAGUGUCGACGAACCAACAUAAUGGGCUCGCUGGUCCAGGACGCCAGCCCGUUUCUCUUUCCCUGCACGAUAGAGUACAGCUUGAUCUGCGCCGCGAUCUUGUACGUGAUGUGGAAGAAUAUAUCCAAGGCGGCGUUCUCACCGCCUAAAACGCCAACGGGAUCGCGACAUCACGCCCACGCCUAUAGGAGGUCGCCUCAUCAUUAUAGCGUGGACUGUGCCGGUGCUCACAAAGGCCUGUUCGUCGGCAUCCUGAUCCUGGUGCUAACGAUCAUCUCGUUGAUCCUGUUCUUCGUGCUGAUAUCGCGACCCGAGUUGGUCAACUUCGCGGUCACCGAAGUAAACGUCUGCGAACUGACGUUGUACGGGAUGUCGACGCUAGCUACGCUGAUAGGGAUGUUCCAGAUGCGCAGCCUCCGCUACGACGGUACGAGAAACUUGGAGCUGGACAACAUCCUGUUGGUCGCCGCGCAAACGGGGACGUUUAUUUACUCGACGUUCACGAUUAUCGGCGCCCAGUUCACGUUGGCUAAGAACACGGUGCUGGUGCUGGUAACGGCGUUGGCGAGCGUCGUGCAAACCACUUUGCAAACCAUCUUCAUCCUGGACGCCUCGAGACGAACGGUCGCCACCGCGAAACAGAUCCGAAGGAAACCUGGCAGAGAGAUCGUAACGUUUCUGCUGGUGACGAAUCUCGCGAUGUGGGCGAUCAACACUCUGGAGAAGUCGCGAGCUGAGUCUCAUCCCGUCCAGUUGCACUUUUACGGGCUGUGGGCGUGGACGAUCAUCACGCACGUCUCGAUGCCACUGGCGAUCUUCUACAGGUUUCACAGCACCGUCUGCCUCUGCGAGGUCUGGAAAAGAGCGUACAAGGUUAAACCAACCUACAUGUGACGCAAGGGAUCCCGCGAGGUCGUGUGCAAAACACCGGCUCCACAGAGACCGAAAACUCUGCCAGCCAGGCUGGGUGCCAUCGCGGAGAACGAUCCGAUUUACUUUAUGUAAUCGUAUCAAUCGCUUUCUACGAUUCAGAUCGAACGCUUUUAGGAAAUUUAAGCACAUUGUAGUCAGUUCCGUGUAGUGCAAUUCCGAUUUCGACUGUAACAGAAAAACAUCGCAACUACUUUAACGUAGCCGCGUUUUUUAAACGAGACGCUACAACGUGUUUCAAUUUCAUCGUACUCCGAGCACGGUACUUGGAGCACGGUAAGUGAUCAGUUUAGCGUGGAACAACCUCCGAGUCUGUUCGCGUCCUCCUCCUUCGUAUCCGUUGAAUAUUUAAGAAAAAACUACUACCGGAGACUCCGUUCGAGCGCGUCGCGCGCAGUCCAAGUGUUUCGCAGAGACACGGAAACGUGUUCAUUCUAUUAUAUAUUCGUUGCUCUAGGUAGGUUAUAAUAUAAGUUCUAGAACGCGAGACGCGUCGAACGACCCUCGUGUCAUCGACUUUACAUCGAUCCGGUAGGGACGAGUCUCGGAGAUUGAAGAAACGCGAAAAAUCCACAAAAAGAUUGACUAUUAUCCACACCGUUUCGAAAACUUCGUUUAGAUUAGUGUUUUCCAAGCUAAUGGUACCGAGAAAGAAAAUUUCUAAUGUAGUAAAACGUCAAUCACUCGCACAUCUCUUUCCACGUUAAUAUCAAAGGUUUACGAGCGCACUUAAUUUGCCAAGAGUUUCUCCUUAAACAAAUUAGUCAAAAAUCAAUAAAAACAAUUAAAUUUUGUACGAAUUACAAUAAAGGGAAGAAAACUUAUAAUUACAAGAAGUUUGGAAACCACUGAUUUAGCUUGUUGGAAAGUAUUUUCGGGUCGUUCUUGCGCCGACUAGAUCCUAACGCGCGAUGUACAUACAUGUAGUUGGUGCGCGGUGAUAUUGAAAAACGGACCGCGAUAAAACGAUGUUCGAAAACGAUCGACGGAAGAGUGACGAUGCAAAAUAGCACGAUCGACGACGCACAAUUUUUUUUACUAAGAUUAGUUACGUAGACGAUUAGACGUUUAGAAUCGUCGAAGCGACGGCUCGAUUCCUUCGAUUUCUUCGGGAACAAUAAGAUUUUCUUUAAUACGUACAAGAUAAGACGAUUUUCUACCGAUCAAAAUAGCGAAUGAGAGGGAGAGAGAGAAAUAUGGAUUAAAAAGUAAGAGAGGACCUUUUUUACUUUGGUCGUAGCGUUCGUAAGAGACUGAAAUCUAAGCAACCUUGGGGUGGUUGGCUUAGGCGAUGGAAGAACGAUUCCCCUUCGGACGCGAGUCGACCCGAAUCCGCAUUAAUCCGGAACCCCUGAUCGAUCUGUCCUUCGAUGUUACUCGAAUACUCUCACGGACAUCCGUCUUCCACGUAGUACAAAAUACAACUUAAAUAGCGUCUCUCACGUCCAAGUAGAUAUUUCGUAAAGCUAGCGAUCGAGAGAGACAGGCUGCCAUCCGAAGUCCGAACCGUAACUCUUGUGCCACUAAGAUCGGAUAAAAAAUGCAGUGUUUUAUUCGUUAUCGGUAACGUGCCUCGCGAACGUCCGUUAAGAUAAAAACAGGACGAAAAACCACCGAGUCUGUUUCUGCCGAUUUUACGCAGCAAUCGGUUCAGCGAUCGAUCGAUAUUCGUGUUUUGAGGUAAAUGGAAGCCCUCGAAGACCGGACAUUCGAGCACGUAACACUUGUCCUACACGAUUCCGGCCGAAUCACACCGAAAAAGCACGUUUUCACCGGCUCCUCGCACAACGUUGCAAUUGAAUCGCGAGUCCGAAACCGAGGGUCGGACGUACAGCGACGAAAAAAUGCGGUCGAUUUUGAAGAUGCGGCGGACAUCGAACUCGGCUGAGAAUGCAACGUUGGCGCAGGGGCCAUCGUCCCGUAGACUCCUAUAGAUUCGAAAUCGUACAACUCGGAGUGAUAGAUGCAAGUUAAGUUGCAGAGUUCAAGGGAGCAACAGAGUACAACGGCGAAUCAUAUCAUUAAGCCUUAAUCCGUCGAGAGCGCUGUCCAAGGUUCGAUAACGAGGAAAGGAAACGAGAAAGAGGAUCGAGUUCGAGCACGAUCUUAACUCCGAGAAGGCUGGAUUUUGUUUUGCUAUUUUUUAAUACUAUUUCACCAGGGCUAGUUUAGGUGUCAAAAAGUAUCAACCACGGAUGUCAGCCUAAUAUAUCUAACAUUAAAGCACGACAACAAUAUAUUUAGACACUUUGUUUAAGAGAAAUUCUAAAUCCUUCUGGAAGGACGUUAAUCGUAAAUGGGCUAGUAAAACCGAGACGACCUACUCGAGGGUGUUUUUAUUUUUUUUAUUUUGUUUUGCUUAAAGGACAGUCGCUAAGGAAGAUUGGACAAGAAUGUGGCCGAUCCGUAGAGCGAAUCGAUCGAUGGGCGAUACUAUUUUGCGAGAAUGCGAGUACGUGAGUGUGCAUGUUUUCCGUGUGUUGUGCGACGAUUGCGUGUCCUUUGGGAAUGAACGGCGAAUAGUCGAAAGACGGAAGAACGACGAAACGAACGUUGUCACGAGGACGCUAUUCAAUUAACGCGUGUUUCGUGCUAACGACUAGCUUCUUUCGACGACUAGCGUUCAACGAUGCCGGUCUACACGAUGAUUCGAAUGAUUUUUCUUUUCGUAUAAGAUACAGUUCGACUGCGAGACGGCUGUAAAUAUGCGAACGAGUAAAAGAUUAAGCGAUGAGAAAAAGGACGGAUCCUCUCGGUGUUUAGAGCUAGUUGUGUCGACAUGUUUCUUCCUAUAUUAUAUAUAAUAUAUACACAUAUAUAUACAAAAUAUAAAUAUAUUUAUUAUUGCGUUGUUCUAUUAUAAUAUUUAUUGUAUUAUCAGAUAUAGGAUUUACGCGCGAUACGUUACAUUUAUUGAUCGGGGCUCGUGUCGAGAUCCAUCGUUUCUCUACAUCCGGUAACCGUUUCACCUGUUUUCUCCGCCUAUUCCCUUCCUUUUCUCUUUUACUUCGUCCUCGGUGUCGGAGACGUUAAACGAUACGUUCGAUUUCCGUAAUGUUUCCUCGUGUCCGUUCGAUGUUGGAGCUGACACGAUCUCGGCACGAGUCUUAGCCGAAAUUUAAACAAAUCACGAGAUCAAAUCACGAGGUAAGUCACGAUGUGCGCAAGUCGGGUUCGCGAGUCGAACAAGAAUGCACGCGAAAAAUAUCCUUCUACGUCACGUCUCUAAACUGUACUUUUUCUAUGUCCGCAUACUCUAGUUCCUACGCAAUGUUUGUACUCUUAUACCCUUUGUACUAUUUGUACCUUACGAAUUGCAAUACACUCGUCCGCAAUAAUAACUUGGCUUACGUUAUUCCAACCACGCGGCCGCACUACCCUCGACGUCUCCAAGCUGGCGCAUGUAAAUAAACAAAAGGUAGGAUUCAUGUCGUAUCCAGCAAACCAAACAAAAAUAACACGAAACAAAGUCGAGCGUCGAAACAAG
Messenger RNA from Hylaeus volcanicus, 7187 nucleotides. Its product is annotated as proton channel OtopLc-like. Gene Ontology annotation, cellular component: membrane. Gene Ontology annotation, molecular function: proton channel activity. The coding region runs from base 1289 to 3664 and encodes 791 amino acids. The transcript is spliced from 11 exons. The record is from RefSeq and is a predicted model, not a curated record. Gene Ontology annotation, biological process: proton transmembrane transport. NCBI's taxonomy places the organism in Eukaryota, Metazoa, Arthropoda, Insecta, Hymenoptera, Colletidae.